AGGAGGAAAUUCCCCAAAGGAAGGGGAAAGUGGGUGAGAGCAGCAGAUAAAUAGUAGCCUGAACGCUGCUUCUCUCUACACACCACAUUUCCUACUCCAACAGCAGAAUUGGAAGCAAGAACAGCCUGAAGGAAAGUGAAAAUGAUCAAGAAGUCCUUUCUCAUCCUCCUGCUGCUUCUCCUUGGAACAGUUUUUAUACAAGGAAUGCCAACCUCUAUGGGUAGAGGGCGCUGUCUUUGCCGAGGAAACAGAAUUAUGUCCUCUGUCAACCCAAGGCGCAUUUCUGGAGUUGAAUACCACCGGCCAAGCAGCAACUGUGAUCAGGAGGAACUGGUAGUCACUUUCAAAGGGAGUGGGCAGAAAGGAUGCCUCAACAUUUCUUCAGACCAAGGCCGAAGAAUAAAAGCGGCUAUUAUGAAGAAAAAGAAAUAGAGAUCAUGAGAGAGAAAGAAGGAGAAGAGAGUAAAAAUAUAAAUGGGCAUUUGAGAUGCAUCAUGGAGGCUCGUCACUCAACAAUGGAAAAGGGCUAAGUGCAUGCAGCCAUUACAUUAAUUGCUGGUUUUUUGGGGCAAAGGGGAAUGGAAAAUGUAGGGAAUUCUCCUUUGGAGCUUCUUUUCCCUCUUAGCUCAAAGACUGUUUUUGCUGUGAGAGGAAACAGAAAAAGAAGCUCAAGGAAAAUAAUGUCACAAUGUGAGUGAUCUCCAAAGUGCUGCUAGCCCUGUGGCUUUGACAUCUCUGUGAAUGGAAAGCCAAUGGAUCUUGUUUUGUACCUUAAAACAUCUCUGUAAGAGGGAUAGGAUGACUGCAAUGCUCUUCUGCCAUGCCAAAUGUAGUCCUGUAUUUAUUUCUCCUAUCUUGCAUGCAUUGCCAGCUGGUUGGGAGUGAACACUAGGUGUUUGCUCAAUGGAUGUUGGGGGUCUGGUUUGUUUUCAGAGCCAACUUUAGAAUAUAUAUUUGAGACUCCAAGCUUACCUAGGGGUGGGGUUGUAAAAGUAGGUUGCCCAGUCUGGGGGGGGGGAAUGUUUGUGUGUGAGCAGAGGAGCUAAAAGUAGUUUGAAUCUCUGCAAAAAACCCACCAAAAAACAAACGCUGCAGUUCUCCAUGUGUGUUUCACGCUGACAGCUUUGGUAACUCUGGGAUUCUACUGUUAUUUUGGAACCAGCAUAACCGAUGUACUUGCUUACUAUGUGUAAAAAAAGAGAGAGAGAGUUAUUUUUUUAGAUGUGUUUACUUUGUAAAUAAAGCAUUUUUUUAAAAAAGUUA
Molecule: messenger RNA, 1263 nt
Organism: Hemicordylus capensis (graceful crag lizard)
Lineage: Eukaryota; Metazoa; Chordata; Lepidosauria; Squamata; Cordylidae
Product: C-X-C motif chemokine 10-like
Exons: 4
Coding region: 142-432 (96 amino acids)
Biological process (GO): chemokine-mediated signaling pathway; cellular response to lipopolysaccharide; neutrophil chemotaxis
Cellular component (GO): extracellular region
Molecular function (GO): chemokine activity; CXCR chemokine receptor binding
Source: RefSeq, a predicted model, not a curated record